This is a messenger RNA of Prunus avium (sweet cherry), 1216 nucleotides long. Lineage: Eukaryota; Viridiplantae; Streptophyta; Magnoliopsida; Rosales; Rosaceae. The record is from RefSeq and is a predicted model, not a curated record.
UUGCAGAGUAUUAUCAAUUCAUUCAUAUUAAAGUAGACUUGGUGCACUUCGCCUGCAACCGACUCAAAACUAGCACAUUCAUCAACGUUGUGUUUAUCACAACUUCCCUCCUUCAUCCAUUACGUUUCUUGCCACUAUUUUCCAUUUGAGGGCAUUGUUUUGGAUUUCUCUCUCUCUCUCUCUCUCUCUCUCUCUCCUGUUGUUUCUUAUCUCACUGUCCCCAUUGAUCUGGCAUGAGACGCGCAAUUAUUAAAACCAGACACCUAACUUGCUGAGGGAAACAGAGAAUACAAACAUAAAACACAGAAAAACAGAGCAAAAGAGAGGAAUGGAGAAGAGGGAGAGAGCCUACAAAGCUCACUGCUUGGUGUUACCCUUUCCAUCCCAAGGCCACAUCAAUCCCAUGUUCCAGUUCUCCAAGCUUUUAAACCAGAAAGGAAUCAAAAUCACACUAGCCAAUACCAUCUUUGUCCACAACACCCUGCAUAAAAUUUCUUCAUCAUCCACUUCCAUUGCAUUUGACACCAUUUCUGAUGGCUAUGAUGAAGGUGGGCUUACUCAAGCAGAGAGCAUAGAAGCCUAUUUGGACCGGUUUCGAAAAAUCGGGACGAAGACUCUGAUUGAGCUUAUUGACAGGCUCUCUAGCUCAGGGAACCGAGCUGAUUGUAUUGUCUAUGAUGCAUUCAUGCCUUGGCCUCUUGAUGUAGCCAAAAAGUUUGGGAUUGUUGGAGCAGUUUUCUUCACUCAGUCUUGUGCCGUUGACAACAUAUUCUACCAUGUCCACCAAGGCCUGCUCAAACUUCCUCUGCCUCCUGAGUCUGAGAUUUUGCUUCCUGGAUUGCCACCACUUCAACCUUCUGACAUGCCUUCUUUCAUCUCUGUUUAUGGAUCAUACCCUGCUUUCUUCACAAUGGUUGUGGAUGAUCAGUUCUCUAAUGUUGACAAAGCUGAUUGGGUUUUGUGCAACACAUUUUACGAGCUGGAAGAAGAGGUGGUGGAUUGGAUGGCAAAGCUUUGGCCAUUGAGGACUAUUGGACCAACAAUCCCAUCAAUGUACUUGGAUAAGCGGCGUGAAGACGACAGAGAAUAUGGUUUUCUUGUAGAUUUCCGAUUGGCCGGUGGUUUCAAUAAACAUUCAUCUGGACAUGACAACAAUAAAAGCUCAGGAGUUUCAUUUGUUAUCAGUGUACUGGAGAUGUAUUGCCCAGAAACGUAA